CACACAAUCAUGUCAUUUUAGAACAAGUCAUGGCGUGCAAAAACUAUUCUCCUAAAUUAGGAGUCAUUUUCAUAAAUACUUGGAAAAUGCCCACUGGAACUCAACGACAGUCACGACCAAACAAGACUAGUGUUUCUUCCAACAAUAAUGCUCGGUAGCAUUAUUGUUCUUCCAAUUCGUCACUUCAAACGUCAUAGUGCCAAAAUCCUCGUCCUCAUAUACAAACCUUUACCCACAAAAAAACUCCACUCAAAACCUCCCCACGCGCCGCCGUCAGUGAUGGCAAAGCCCCACUUCAUAAUCGUGACUCUUCCCGCACAAGGCCACCUCAACCCCUGUCUUCAACUCGCCAAGCGUCUCAUUCAGAUGCAUGUGCAAGUCACCUUUCUUAUCAGCGUCCAUGCUGAACGUCGAAUUUCGAGAAACGACUUUCAAACCCCUGACGGCUUCAAGUUCGCCACCUAUUCCGAUGGCUACGAUGAGGGGUUUAAACCCGGAUCCGAUAGUAAUCACUUCUAUUCUGAAACUAGAAGUAGCAGCUCCCGAAGGCUAAGAGAAAUCAUCGCGACUAGCAGGGAAGAAGGUUGUCCAGUCACGUGCUUGAUCUACAAUUUCCUCCUCCCUUGGGCAGCAAAGGUGGCACGUGAUUGUCAAGUCUGCUCGUCCGUUCUAUGGAUUCAACCAGCUAUGGUAUUGGAUAUCUACCAUUAUUAUUUCAAUGGUUAUAAGGAUGUCAUAAUGGAAAAUUACAAAGACCCUUCAUGGUCUAUAGAAUUACCUGGGUUGCCACUGCUCCAUGCUUGUGACCUCCCCUCUUUGUUAUUUCCUUCAACCUCUAACAGCGCCUACCAUCUCGCAUUGGCAUUAUUCGAAGAGCUGAUAGAGGAUCUAAAUGAUUCAAAGGCUCAAAUCCUUGUUAACACAUUCGAUGCAUUAGAGCCCGAGACCUUGAACGUCAUAGAGAAGUAUAACUGUAUUGCAAUUGGACCCUUAAUUCCAUCAGCUUUCUUGGGCAGAAAAGAUCCCUUAGACACUUCAUUGGUAUGUGACCUCUUUCAGAAAACAACCGACUAUACCGAAUGGCUAAACGGGAAACCCAAAUCGUCAGUGGUUUACGUGUCGUUUGGAAGCCUUGUGAUUCUUCCAAAACCACAAAUGGAAGAGAUUGCCCGCGGUCUGUUGGAAACCCAUCAGCCAUUUUUAUGGGUGAUAAGAGCUCAGGAAAACGGAGAAGAAGAAAACCAAGAAGAUAGGCUAAGUUGCAUGGAAGAGCUAGAACAACAAGGGAAGAUAGUGCCUUGGUGUUCCCAAUUGGAAAUCCUGUCACACCCUUCCUUGGGAUGUUUCGUGACGCACUGUGGGUGGAGCUCUACGUUGGAGAGCUUGUCUUCUGGGAUUCCAGUCGUGGCGUUUCCUCACUUGUCGGAUCAAACGACGAAUGCAAAGAUGAUGGCAGAUGUGUGGAAGAUUGGUGUGAGAGUCAGGGCAGAUGAAGAAGGUAUAGUUAGGAGUGAUGAGGUUAAGAGGUGUAUAGAGAUGGUCAUGAGGGGUGAGGAGAGAGAGGAAGAAAUGAGGAGAAAUGCUAAGAAAUGGAAGGAUUUGGCGAGAGAAGCUGGGAAGGAAGGUGGAUCUUCCGAUGAGAAUCUCAAAGCUUUUGUUGGGGAGGUUGGAGGAGACAAUUAGAUCGAAGUACUAUUGUCUUCUUGUUUCUUUAAGUUGUCAAUAAUUUAACUUUUAAUUUUUUUUCCGGUUAUGAGUUUCAAGGUUGUAUCCCAUUUCACUAGAUGAGUACGAGUAUUUAUGAAUUGUGCAUUAUUUUGUCUA
Molecule: messenger RNA, 1824 nt
Organism: Rhododendron vialii
Lineage: Eukaryota; Viridiplantae; Streptophyta; Magnoliopsida; Ericales; Ericaceae
Product: crocetin glucosyltransferase, chloroplastic-like
Exons: 2
Coding region: 148-1683 (511 amino acids)
Molecular function (GO): UDP-glycosyltransferase activity
Source: RefSeq, a predicted model, not a curated record